ACCGACAAAAGAUUUCUGUACAAAAAUAAUAAUAAUAUGACGAUUACUUUUUUCUGUAUAAGAGUUCCGCUAAUAUGUCCAGUAACAUAGCUAAUGGACUGUCCAAUAAUAGUAAUGCAGACACGGUAAUGCAAGUUUUCAAUGUACAAGGACAAUCCGAUUGGGUUAUUUACAACAGAUACGUACAACGAGACUUGGAAUUAUGCAAGCUGUUGAUCGAACAAGAACUACGCGAUUCCAAAGACAACAAUGAAUUUGCUUUUUACAUAUUGGGAUUGAUUUACAGGGAAGAAGGUAAGAUCAAAAAUUCUUAUUGGUGUUUCGAAAGGUAUAAUAACCUGGACCCGUUGUGCGUCGAAGGAGUGAAGCAAAUGGCUCGUUCGUGUUUACUGUUGGGAAAGAAUAGCGAAGCGCAGAAAAUGUAUUUGAAAGCUGAUAAAAUGUGCAAGGAGCCCGAUACUAAAGUUUAUUACAAUCUUGGCAUAUGUUAUUCGAACUUGGGCGAAUGGGACAGAUCCAAAGAGUAUUUCCAACGCACAAUCCAGCUCAGCCGCAAUCAACAGGCUUACCAACGGUUGGCCACGAUAUUUGCCAUGGAGAACAACAUCCACAACGCCAUCGACACACUCGUGUCUGCGACAAAAAUAUUUCCGUUCAACACGACUCUGUCAGUAGACUUAGGAUUGUUGUACAUGAAGUUGCGAGAGUACGAUCAAGCUUUCAACGUACUUGGCAAUUCCUUAUGCCAACACCCAGAAAAUCCCAAAGCUCUUUUGACGUUAGCAGCCGAAAUGCAGAGACACUGUGGAUACGACGAAGCGCUGUCCAAGUACACAAAGGCCGUAACUGAUUUGUCGGAAAGUUCAGAAAUUUGGAACAACAUUGGCAUGUGUUUUUUUGGCAAACAGAAAUACGUGGCGGCCAUUAGUUGUCUUAAGCGGUCCGUGUAUUUGCACCCGUUCAAUUGGAUGGCCUUAUACAAUUUGGGCUUGGUCCACAUCCACACAAGGCAAUACGUGUCUGCGUUUAUUUUCCUGACCAAUUCGGCCAAACUAAACGCCACCAACGCCAGCACGUUCGUGUUGAUCGGACUGGCCUUAAACAACAUGAACGACACCGCGAACGCCGACAGAGCUUACCGCAGAUCUAUCGAGUUGAAUCCAGACAAUCCCGAGGCGUUGAUCAACUUGACUGUUUUGGCUAUAAAACAAGAGAGAUAUGAACAAGCCAAAGUACAUUUCCACGAGUUCCAAAAAGCGUGUCUCACUUGCAACACUAUCGACAAAGACAUGGUCGAAAUAGGAAAGAAAAUAUCUGAUUUUUUGAACACACACAAUUUCGAUGAAUGCGACGCCGAAGAAUCAGAACAACGGCAAGACCACGAAAAUAAAUAUACGUAAAAUCAGUAUAAUAUAUAGAAUCCAGUAAAACGUAACGUUUGUUUUAUAUCAAUACACGAGUACAUUGAUCAGAACAAUUUAAUUUUAUUAAUAACUAAGUCAUCGAGUCACGUCACGUUCAUGAUUUGUUUGUCCGUAAGUUAUUGCUGUCGCCUACGUUCCACUUGUAUCGAGUACUAGCUUUUAACAUAUUACGUUAAUAAGUUUUAAAUUCCAUCUCAACAGCUGAUAAGUCGACAUUCUUUACAUGAGAAAUUAUUAGAAAAAUAAUAUAUAUAUAUAAUAAAAAACACA
This is a messenger RNA of Adelges cooleyi (spruce gall adelgid), 1694 nucleotides long. It is a transcript of the gene BBS4, whose product is annotated as Bardet-Biedl syndrome 4 protein homolog. The record is from RefSeq and is a predicted model, not a curated record. Gene Ontology annotation, cellular component: ciliary basal body. Lineage: Eukaryota; Metazoa; Arthropoda; Insecta; Hemiptera; Adelgidae. Gene Ontology annotation, molecular function: protein binding. The coding region runs from base 75 to 1400 and encodes 441 amino acids. The transcript has 11 exons. Gene Ontology annotation, biological process: cilium assembly; protein localization to cilium.